AUGGGUGCUGCCGAGGAUGAGUGGCUUCAGGCGCUUGUGGCUCGCAUAACCUCUGAUCUUCACAUCGUACUGAACGAGACAGGCGAGACUACUGCAUUAUCCUCCGUGAACGACCUAGAUGAAUAUUUCAACCAGCCCUUCUCGCUUGAUUCCAAGCUCCUGACCCAUGAGAAUCGAAAGGUACUGGAUGAGGUCGGUACGGAAGCGUGGAACAGAUGCAACAAGGGACUAUCCAACUCGCAAGCCAUUCAUAAGACUGAAACCCUGGAAAUUAUGGGUAAAUAUUAUGGUCGUCUGUUCAAAGCUGGGCUGAAGACUGCAGACAGGAUGAUUGGUCUUGCUAGGAAGGUAUUUGAGAAGCUAGAUCGGCAUAAUUCUGGGGUUUCUAGCAGCCAAUCUGCAAAAAGCCACGAGCUAGCUGCAGAAUGCUCAUUUCAGCUGUCUAUACUGGUAUGGAAGGAUAGGUUAGAAGGGCUUGGAAUAUCCCAGCAACCUAUUCCAUUCGCUAUCCAAAGUCUUUCGUGGAAGGCAAAGGCUGCCGAAAUACUCCUCCGUGUCGGAAUGGCGAAGAAAAGGAAUGGUGACCAAGCAGCUAUUGAAUGGCUACAGUGCUGCUAUGACUUUUCUUUUAUACCGAACCAUGUUGAGGAAGCAGGCGAAAGACUGAAGUCUCUUCGACGGGCUGUCCUACAUGAACUUACAUACCUAGAUUUACAGCAGACUUCAGCUGUGUACGUGGAACAUAUCCAAAAUUUAUAUAAAGAACUAGAAGAGAGAUAUGGAUCUGAACCCAGUACUAGAUUUUUGGGGUUUGAAGUCUCCUUUGCUCUAGUACCGCACGUAGAGGACGGGGUCACACAUUGCGGUCGCCGUCUUCAAUCUCUUAUCGAUUCGGAACUUGCCGAAUCCCACCUCAGCAGGUAA
Messenger RNA from Nannizzia gypsea CBS 118893, 924 nucleotides. RefSeq lists its product as hypothetical. NCBI's taxonomy places the organism in Eukaryota, Fungi, Ascomycota, Eurotiomycetes, Onygenales, Arthrodermataceae. The transcript has 8 exons. The record is from RefSeq and is a predicted model, not a curated record. Bases 1 to 924 code for a protein of 307 amino acids.